Messenger RNA from Penicillium waksmanii, 2784 nucleotides. Its product is annotated as transcription factor domain-containing protein. The record is from RefSeq and is a predicted model, not a curated record. The transcript has 8 exons. Gene Ontology annotation, biological process: regulation of DNA-templated transcription; DNA-templated transcription. Bases 1 to 2784 code for a protein of 927 amino acids. NCBI's taxonomy places the organism in Eukaryota, Fungi, Ascomycota, Eurotiomycetes, Eurotiales, Aspergillaceae. Gene Ontology annotation, molecular function: zinc ion binding; DNA-binding transcription factor activity, RNA polymerase II-specific; DNA binding.
AUGUCGCCGGACCCUGAUAAGCCCAAAAAGACACCGCGGAAGCAUGUCACUACCGCCUGUGUCCCUUGCCGGGAAAGCAAAAUCAGGUGUGACGGUUCCAUGCCGCAUUGUCAGAAUUGUGAACGAAAGGGCAAGGAAUGCAAGUACCAACAUGGCGAUGACAAGCGGAAGGUAUCUCUAAGAGCCGCCACAGAGCUGUUUUCAGCGAGAAUUGACCAGCUAUGCCAAUUCAUCCAGGAUCAAGGCUCAGUGCCCCCUCCGAUGGAUCCAGAAGACGAGGCCGGCAUGAACAGAGUCUUGGACACUCUACAAAUUCCACGCGGAGUCGCAAAGAACACAGCCCUUUCUACAAGCGACCAAAAAUCAGCAGACGAGAUAAGCCCGCCAUUUCACUCCAGGCCAUCCCCGACAACUAGCCCACCACAAACAGCUCAGCCCGGGCAGUCCCAAAUCUCUGUCGAAAAAGAGAAUUCCGGCGUAUCGCCUUCACACAGCAUCGUCGCGAACCAACAAAUCGGGGCUUCUCCCUCUGUGGAACCCUGGAACCCCUACGGUAUGGUGCGGGGUGCGCCUGACAACCAAAACUUUGUACAUUGGGGAUUCACCCUACCCAACGCCGAAAGCCUGGAGAACAUAUACGCAAAUAUCAACGGCGGAUCAGGGAUGAUGGCCAACCCAGGUGUCAGCCCGGACACUUUCCAACUCGGCAUGGACAUGGUUCAACAACCAGGCGUUUUACUGGGUCAGGCGCCGACGAAUCUAUCGCACCAGGAUCAUGAUUCCGACAGUGAUGAGGAAAACCCGGCAGAGAGCGAUGUGAUUGAGCAAUUAUCUAAUCGCAUCGGGACUUUGAAAAUCGCCGGUGAUGGUCAUUUGCGCUUUUAUGGCGCCACUUCGAAUCUUAAUCUGGUCGAUGUUUCCGCGACGCAGCAGCGGCAACGGCCCGAUGCGCGAACCGUGCGUCAUGAUGGCCAGGAUAUCCUUAAUCACCUUCGCGUUGGUCAGCCGGUUGAUCAGGCUUUGGAGGAUCACCUGGUUGAGCUGUUUUUUACUUGGCAAAAUCCUAGCAUUUACGUCGUGGAUAAGGGGAUGUAUAUGACGGCGCGAACAAAAUGGCGAGAGGAAUAUGACGAUACCCCAUUUUACUCAGAGGUUCUUACGAAUGCGAUGUGCGCAAUCGGAAGUGCCUUUGAAGCGCGCUACCAUCCCACAUUUAUCACCUUUCCUAAAUCGUUGGCCGACUUUUUUGCAGAUCGAGCGAAGGCUCUACUAGAAAUUGAACUGGACACACCUUGUGUUGCGACGGUUCAGGCACUCGUUCUUUUGAGUUGCCACGAGGGCGCAUCUAACCGUGACGCUCGAGGCUGGCUUUAUAGCGGGAUGUCGAUGCGGCUUGCAUUUGAUCUUGGACUACAUUUAGAUAUGACGACCUAUGUGAAUAAUGGUGAAGUUAGCGCCCUCGAGGCGGACGUUCGACGAACAGCUUUUUGGGGCAGCUAUGUCGCUGAUCACUUUUGGGGCUUCUACCUGGGCCGACCAUUCCGGAUGACUGCAGGAGACAUUACUGUCCCGAAACCUGCUUCUACGAUAGGCGCGGAUAAAGACGCCAUUUGGCACCCAUACGGACUCCCAAAAACACCAGAUCCUCUUGGAGACGGCCUCAGAGACACCACUGAACUGAUUUGCCGGCAAUUCGUCAUACUUUGGGAGAUGAUCUCUCCCGUUGGACACAUCUUGUACGGCUGUUCGGAUAUAUCUCGACACGACUUGCAAAGAAUUACAUUCCAAGUGACAGAAGACCUUUUCGCCUGGAAAACGAAUUUGCCCUCUACUCUCCAGCUCGAUAUUGAUGACGAUGCAACACCGCGACUACCCCAUCUGUUAAUACUCCAUAUGCAAUACCAUCAAAUCAUCAUCUUCUUCCAUCGGCCAUGGGUAUCCAAGAAUUACAUCCAACCACGCAGUCCCCGCCAGGGACCAGGCUACCAUCACGCAAGACGCAUGUGCGUCGAAUCAGCCACCGCCAUCGCUCGACUCCUCCACAUCUACGAAAAGCACUACUCCUUCCGCCGAAUGAACAACCAAGUCGUGGCGAUAAUCUUCAGCGCUGCGCUGAUGCUCCUCUUCGUCACCGUCUCCAGCUCCCCACUCCUGCCCAGCAAACCCGGCGAAAUCAGUCAACCACACCCCCGCAAUGCCGAAAUGGUCGCCUAUCUGAAUCUUUGCUUCCGCGCCCUCGAUGAGCUGGGCCAGUCCUUCGAAAAUGCGAAACGCACCAGGGACUUCCUUGUUACUCUUCAACGACGCUGGCAAGCUCAUAUGCAUCGAUCAGGCCCAGCUUCAAAGAGACAUCUCAGCAGCGCCAAUCUUGCUUCCCUCGACUCACAGAAACAUUCAUCGACUCGUGACUCGAGUCGUCAUGAUGGUCUCGCCUCUGAUUCCUUGCGGAAGAAAUCACGCCUCUCGAAUCAUCUUGAUAUUUCUCAAUCGCAGCAGAUACAAACUUCCAUGACUGCUCCUGCUGGAAACACAUCUUUCGAGAAUCAUCAAAAACAUCCUUCUCAGCAGAACCAGUACUCUAAAAAUCAACAACAAGAACAACCCUUUACCGUCCCGUCCUCCGAUGACCUCGAGUGGAACUAUCACUCCGACCUCAACGCCAUAAACGCAAUGGCAGCACCGCAAUUCACCAACGAUCCCGGCAUGCUUCCUGAUCUCGGUGAUCUUGAGGGAUGGUGGUCGCCGACCGGUAAUUCAUCUGGAUUGGGUGGGGCGAAUUUAUAG